AUGACAACAACAAAAGCAAGGCUGCCGUCGACUCGGCGCCUAUUCACUUGCACAGGAACUUUGAUUCUUUUUUUUCUGCCCUCAGCGAGCGGCAGCUUAUCUUUGGAGCCAUUUGCGCAAGACACUACAGAGGCCCAUGCACUUGAUGUGAUAUUGGAGAACCCGGCAGCGGCUUUGGCCGAGAACGUGGUAGUCGCUUACAGGAGGAUAAGGCCGGAACAAGACGAAGACGAAAAUAAUACGAGAAAAGAGGUUGUGGAGGCGCUGGAUCACGAGAGGAUACAGGCAUACAGAAGGCGAAAUGCUGGCGACAUCGAUACUUGGGGCAGUAGUAGCACGCCAGAUGAGGAAAAGGCCUCCCCAGCGGUAGUGGCAGAUCCGCUCAUCACUCCUGCACCCGAGCUUCCGCCCUGCCUUUCAGGUCGCAACUCGCUGGGCAGGCGACAAGACAACGGACAGAUCCAACAACUGAGCCAGCAACUUGAUCAAUUGUCGCAACAAUCUCGCUCAGUCUCGCAGCAAUCACAGCAGUUGUCUCAACAGGUCCAGCAGCUCCAGCAGUCCACCUCGCUGCUCAGUCAACAAUUACAGAGCGCACAGGACCAGGCUCGACAGGCGCAAGAAUCUGCCAGGCAAGCCAGUGACCAGGCCAGACAGGCCUCAGAAUCGGCCCGCCAGGCACAAGACCAAGCAAGUCGAGCGAACGAUUCGGCAUCGGCCGCGCAGAGAAGCGCUGACAGUGCCGUGUCUGCUGCACAGGCGAGCUUUGCAUCCAGCGCCUCGGCGCAGAUUGCCUCUAACCUGGCCAGCGUGACGGCCAGCGCAGCUGCUUCGGCCGCGAGCAUAAUAGCCGCUGCCAGGCAGUCUGCCAGCCAACUCAUCGACCAGGCCGCAAGUCAAGUCUCGGAUGCACGUGCUGAUGCGACUGCAGCUAGGGCUGAGGCUAGCACUCAGAUUUCACAAGCUCAAGGUGCCGCAGUUUCUGUGACGCAGGCCGCUCUGGCGGUGGUGGGCACCUUCAUCGGCUCAUCGUUAAUCACGGUCCUGGCCUUUUACUUGAUCCUCCGCUACCGUCGGAAUAGAAUGGAAAAGGACGGGAAGAAGCGUCCUCCCAUCUCGUCUCCGCACUCUUUCCGCAAGGAAGCCAGCGGGUUGGGGGCGGCGUACGGGAGCACAGACAACCUAGUCGACCGUGGCGGAUACAACAAUAAUGGUUACCCCAACGAUGUAAAGGAGCAGCCAUACAAACCUGCAGGCGAUGAUUUUGGCGGUCGCGACAAGGUUGGCUAUCCCGUGCAGCGCAGUAGCAGCACCUAUGAUGAUCCCGUCACCAUCAACAACAACAACGCUCCGAGUGCCAGGUUCAGCUUGUUCCCCAAACGGAGCGGACAAGGGCUUGCAGAACCCACAGCCAACCCAACUGGUGGGCCGGAGUCGGCGGUUCCCAGUCUCGAUACUUGGUUGAGAGCGGGCCAGGUUAGUCCCUUUGGCACCUUGGCCAAGCCGGUCCCAGCAGCAACGGCGCCGUCAUCAGCGGCCCGGAAGAACUCGACCUCUGCAUGGCCCCUAGGAGGACCUGCUGCCGCCGAUUCCGGGCGUACGGGGCCUGUGAUGAAGCCAGGAAACAAGCUGCCAUUCCGGGAGAAUUGA
This is a messenger RNA of Pyricularia grisea, 1650 nucleotides long. RefSeq lists its product as uncharacterized. Bases 1 to 1650 code for a protein of 549 amino acids. Lineage: Eukaryota; Fungi; Ascomycota; Sordariomycetes; Magnaporthales; Pyriculariaceae. The transcript has a single exon. The record is from RefSeq and is a predicted model, not a curated record.